GCUAGAACUCUUAUAAACUUUACAUCCUUUUUCCCUUUAUAUCAGUCAAAUUUCCAGCAAUACUCUGUUAUAGCUGGAAAUAGGAAUAAAAUCGUAAAAUGGAAUGGGCACGCCCCACAAUGUCUUGCACACAGGGGCUAGGCCUAUCCGCCUAUCCGAAUUCCUCGACGCUCUACGUGCUACAUGCACGCCUCGAUUUCCCCAUGCGAGGGGAACACACCACAGGAGAGCCGUAUUGGCGAUAAGUGGUGGUGUUGACUCUAUGGCUCUGGCCUAUCUCUGUUCACGAGUCCGCCGUCAAGAUCCUGAUUUCAAGAUUUCCGAUAAUCCUGUGUCUGGGUUCAUCAGUUUGAUCAUUGAUCAUAAACUUCGAAAAGGGUCUAGCGAAGAGGCUCUCGCUGUUUCUCUCGCUCUCAAGGAUAUGGGUAUCUUGACCGAAGUAGCCGAGCUGAACUGGCCUAAGGCUAUAGGUCCUGGCAAUGAUCCCAAUGACUUAACUAAUGUCGAAAGUAUGGCGCGCACGCUUCGCUACCAGAGAUUUGGUAAUAUGUGUGCCUAUCGUAAUAUGGCUAGCAUUCUUCUUGCGCACCAUGAAGAUGAUCAAUACGAGACUGUUCUCAUGCGUUUGUUACAAGGCCAUGGUACCCGAGGCCUGCGAGGAAUGAAGAAAGCUCAUGAUAUUCCUGAGUGUGAUGGGAUGCAUGGUGCUAGCAAAAGUGGCUACGUUGAUGAUCAAAGACGAGAGUAUCCCUUCUAUAACACAAGGCCAUCAUACAGAGAACGAAAGCAUAUGAAGCAGGCGCUAAGACAAGACGUCUCUGAGCUUAUGAACCAAGCAGAUCUAGACGAAGAUCCUGUGACAGGCUUGGCCGACGUCGAUGUGGAAGAAUUUUACUUUCCGAAAGGGUAUAUGCCUAGCGCGCCUGCACCACUCGAGAUUGAGGAUGGUGGCGUUACGAUAUAUCGGCCCUUACUGGAAUUUAGCAAGGACCGUCUGAUUGCGACAUGUCUAGCGAAUAAUAUUCCAUGGUGGGAAGAUGAAACUAAUAAAGACCCGACGCUCACGAUGAGAAACGCGGUUCGACAUCUAUACAAGGGCUAUGCGCUCCCCACGGCCAUCCAGAAACCAGCUAUCCUCGCCCUUUCAAAGAGGUGUGUACGGAAGGUCGAAGCUCAGGAAGCUGAAGCGAAUAGACUCCUAAGGCAAGCUAUCAUUCAUGAUUUCGAGCCAAAUGCUGGAACCGCGACGGUUCAAUUCCCGAACAUCAGACUUCCUUCAGUGGGAAGGGGGCGUCAUUCGUCCUUACGUCGCCAAGCAGUUUUAUCAAAGCAAAAAGAAAUUGCUGCAAUUCUCGUACGCAAGGUCUUCUCUCUAGUCAGCCCGGAGCUCCAACCACCCCUUGUCUCAACUCUUGAAAGCCACGUGUUUCGCCUCUUCCCAUCUCUCGCUAGCUCUGAAGAGGCGGCCGCAGCAAAUCCACCAAAACCCUUUACGCUCUCCGGAGUUUUUCUUGUACCGAUCGUACCCAGUUCAGGGAAAACGGCAGACCAGCCACUCACAUGGUAUCUUUCUCGUGCACCAUACCCCUCGACAGCGCCACUGCCCCGCAGCCGGAUGCCGUACUGGGCUACAAAAGACAAUCGCAGGGAACAGUGGCAGAUGUCAACAAAAACGCCAUUCAUGCUUUGGGACGGUCGGUAUUGGGUGCACAUUGAACACCGACUACCCUACCGCCUAAUCGUCCUACCUUUUCUCCGCGAACACGCUAAGGUUUACCGCGAGUCGCUCACGCCUGAAGGUAGAAACCGGCUGGCUACCUUUUUAAAACGAUAUGCUCCUGGUAAGGUUAGGUAUACCCUACCUGCUAUCUACUUGGAGGAAGAUCUAGAUUUAAAUAACCCAAUUCCGCGCCCGAACUAUCCGAACCCCGAACUAGGCUCCCAAGAUUUGCACCCUAAGGUCCCUAAUACUUCUAAGAUGAGGCUGGUUGCGCUCCCUUCGAUGGAUAGCCAGGUCCCAGGGCUUGACGAGUGGGUGACGUUCGAGAUUAGGUACAAGAGAGUGGAUCGCGAUGUCUUGCAGACUGCCGGGUCUUUUGAUAGAGGCCCGUUCGUCUCGUUGCGAGAGCUCGGAAGACAGCGCGUUCUGGUUAGGAGACCAGUAUCCCGACAGCGACGUGAAUAAUGGGGAAUAAGAUGGAGAAGUACCAGUGAAUGCCUAGGUAGACUGAAUUUAAGAUACCCUUAAUAAAACGACGGAUUUACAGACU
Molecule: messenger RNA, 2270 nt
Organism: Hypoxylon trugodes
Lineage: Eukaryota; Fungi; Ascomycota; Sordariomycetes; Xylariales; Hypoxylaceae
Product: adenine nucleotide alpha hydrolases-like protein
Exons: 2
Coding region: 104-2185 (693 amino acids)
Biological process (GO): tRNA processing
Molecular function (GO): ligase activity, forming carbon-nitrogen bonds; ATP binding
Source: RefSeq, a predicted model, not a curated record